Messenger RNA from Cajanus cajan (pigeon pea), 2005 nucleotides. Its product is annotated as beta-glucuronosyltransferase GlcAT14A. Gene Ontology annotation, molecular function: glucuronosyltransferase activity. NCBI's taxonomy places the organism in Eukaryota, Viridiplantae, Streptophyta, Magnoliopsida, Fabales, Fabaceae. Gene Ontology annotation, cellular component: membrane. The record is from RefSeq and is a predicted model, not a curated record.
AAGAGAAAGCACGGAAAGAAUCCCCGAUCUCCCCCAUUUUUGACCUCAUCAUCAAAUAAAACUCGAGAAAAAAAAAACCCUAGUCCUCACGGCUCUUUCCCCACGUAGAAAUCGUGAGAAAAUAGUGGCAAUUUUUCUCAUUUUCUUUUUACAUGUGCCUUACCUUGUCACAUUGAUGGCUCCGCUGUCCUCCACAACCACACUCCCAAACCAAAAGAGAACCUCAAGAUCUUCAAUGACCCAUUAACCCCAACAAUCUCAAACCCCAGACCCAGAGUUUAGCCACACCCUCUUCCCAAAAUCCUUCCUUUUUGCUAUGCCCCAACACCACCUCACACUUGCCAUUUUCAUCCCCAUUGCUACCACCUCCACUAUUAAUUACUACUGCCACUGUUACAAUUAAUGGGUGUUGAGAAAAAAUGGCUCUUCACCCUCUUCACUGCAGCAUUCCUCUCCCUCAUCAUUCUCAUGCUCUCUUCCUUCUCUUGCUUCACCUCCCCUAUGCCCUUUCCCUCUGUCGUCCACCAUGGUCCUCACUACCCUCCUGCUUUUGCCUACUUCAUAUCCGGUGGCAGCAGGGACAGUGACCGGAUCUUCCGGUUGCUGCUGGCGACCUACCACCCCAGGAACCGCUACCUGCUCCACCUUGGAAAGGAUGCCAGGGACGAGGAGAGGCAGAGGCUGGCUGCAUCCGUCAUGUCGGUGCCGGCGAUUCGCGCCUUCCGGAACGUGGAUGUGGUGGGGAAGGCUGACUAUGUCACCUACUUGGGCUCAUCCAAUGUGGCUGUCACUCUCAGGGCUGCUUCUGUUAUGAUGAAGCUGGAUGGGGGGUGGGACUGGUUUCUCACUUUGAGUGCAAGUGAUUACCCCCUUCUCACCCAGGAUGAUUUGUCCCACGUUUUCUCUUCUGUUCAGAGGGACCUCAAUUUCAUUGACCACACAAGCGACCUUGGAUGGAAAGAAAAGGACAGAUUCCAGCCUAUUGUAGUUGACCCAGGACUAUAUUUAGCGAGGAGAAGUCAAAUUUUUCAAGCUACACAGAAACGGGAGACACCUGAUGCAUUCAACCUUUUCACAGGUUCACCAUGGGUCAUCUUGAGCCGGUCCUUCCUAAAGUUUUGCAUCUUUGGCUGGGAUAAUUUACCUCGAACACUCCUGAUGUAUUUUACAAACGUGAAAUUAUCCCAAGAAGGUUACUUUCACUCAGUCAUUUGUAAUGCACCAGAGUUCAAGAACACAACAGUAAAUAGUGACUUACGGUAUAUGAUCUGGGACAAUCCUCCAAAGAUGGAGCCACUCUUCCUUAAUGUAUCUGUUUAUGAUCAGAUGGUGGAAAGUGGUGCUGCUUUUGCUAGACAGUUUGAAGUAGGUGACCCGGUUUUGGACAUGAUUGAUAAAAAGAUCCUAAAGCGUGGGCGUAAUCGAGCUGUGCCUGGAGCAUGGUGCUCGGGCCGGAGGAGCUGGUGGUUGGAUCCAUGCUCACAAUGGGGUGAUGUCAAUAUUCUGAAGUCAGGUCCUCAGGCUAAGAAGCUCGAGGAGUCUGUUUCAAGCCUUCUUGAUGAUUGGAGCUCGCACACGAAUCAGUGUCUUACUCCCAGCGAAGAGACACAAGACUAGAAACAUUUAAGGAAAGGGAUGCAUUGUUGUGCAUCCUGAUUCAUGGACAAGUUAAAAGUUGCUAUUAACUGAAAGCACAUUCUUUGGUCACCAAUGUAAUUCAAUUUUUGGGAGGUGGUUGACUAGACUCUUGUUGUGGCGGUCGUUGCGAGCCUUUCAGGCAAGAUCAAGUGGGGAAGGGAGUGUACUGGAGAUUUGGGGGCUCUAUUUCUGGUGGAUCCUCUAAUGUCUUCAACCCAUUUGAUUGAUAAUGUGAGCAUGUUCCCCCUGCUUCCAAUAUUAUCAUGUUGUAUGAUGUACUGUAUGUUUCUUCACUCCCAUAGGGAUUUUAGACUAUUAGAGCAGAAAGUUCAUUCUUUAAAGAUAUGAUUGUCAUUUUCCACUCUCA